AUGAAGUCUUCUGUAUUUCUCAUAACAGCCGCGCUUUCCUUGACUGCACUUGCACAUGGAGGCAUUGACGAGUACAUCACUGGUGAUGAAGUAUACCAAGGUUGGCAACCAUACAACGACCCAACCGGACAAAAGAGUAUACAGAGACAGUACUCAUCCUAUGAUCCCCUGUUGAUCAAGGAUCUCACGACUGUGAACAUACGAUGCAAUAACAAAGGAUUAUUAGGCACCGGUGUGACAGGCACUGUUGCCGCAGGCGCCAAACUGACAACCCACUGGAAGCAAUGGACCCAUAGACCAGCCACAUUUAUGGUCUACAUGGCCAAGUGCCCCGGUUCAUGCAACAGCUGGGACGGCUCAGGCAAAGUCUGGUUCAAGAUCUUCGAGCAAGGUCUCAUAUCCGGGACCGAAAACGCCGGUAUCUGGGCCGGCGACGCCAUCUUCGAAACCCUCAACGCAACCAUCACCGUCCCCAAUGGGCUAGCCGGCGAGUACAUGUUCAGACACGAACUCAUUGCCCUGCACCAGGCAAACAAUCCCCAAUUCUAUCCAGAAUGCGCCCAAUUCACCGUUACGGGCUCCGGCACCGCAUCGCCUCCUGCCUCCUACUUAGUGUCAUUUCCUGGCGCGUAUACGGGGACGGAACCCGGUCUUGCGUUUGACAUUGACUCGGAGGAGGCGAAGAAAGCGACCAAGUAUCCUUUGCCCGGGCCGCCGUUGUGGGAUGGGACUAGUAGUGGUAAUGCGACUAUGCCUGGGUCGGCGGCACCUUCGACAGCGGCUAUGAAGCAGCGUAGUACUGGUACUUCGGGGCGGCUGCGCCGACAUAGGAAGUCUUAG
Molecule: messenger RNA, 840 nt
Organism: Bipolaris maydis ATCC 48331
Lineage: Eukaryota; Fungi; Ascomycota; Dothideomycetes; Pleosporales; Pleosporaceae
Product: glycoside hydrolase
Source: RefSeq, a predicted model, not a curated record